Messenger RNA from Eimeria mitis, 1545 nucleotides. RefSeq lists its product as uncharacterized. The record is from RefSeq and is a predicted model, not a curated record. The transcript is spliced from 8 exons. The coding region runs from base 1 to 1545 and encodes 514 amino acids. NCBI's taxonomy places the organism in Eukaryota, Apicomplexa, Conoidasida, Eucoccidiorida, Eimeriidae.
AUGGCCGCCCCACAACAGCUAGGUGCCGCUCUUUCCCCGGAGAUAUCCGGGGGGGCGAUGCAGGGGGGCGGACAGGCUGCUGCAACAGGGGCAGCAGCGGGAGCAGCAGGAGCAGCAGCAGCAGCAGCUGCUGCAGCAGGAGAAGCAGCUGCAGAAGCAGCAGCAGAAGCAGCGCCAGAGGCAUCAGCAGGUGUCGAUACACCUGGGCUUCGUCUCCCUUCUGAUAUAGAAGACACAGAAGACAGCCUCUCCUCCUUGUCGGCGAUGAAGGGGUUGCAGCAGCAGCCCGAAUCUAUAGAGGCCCCUGAGGAAGCUUGGGAGGGGGGAGAGGCGCUAGACCCUGCUGCUGCUCUUGCUGCUGCUGCUGCUGCUGCAGCAGGGGGACAGCAGCAGCACGAUGAGGUGCCAGCUGUUGCUGAUGCACCUGAGGCGCCUGAAGGUGAAGCGGAGGACGAGGAGGUUCCUGCAGGUGCUGCAGCGCAGCAGCAGCAGCAGCAGCAGCAGGAGCAGCAGCAGGAGCAGCAGCAGGAGCCGCAGCAGGAGCCGCAGCAGGAGCAGCAGCAGGAGCAGCAGCAGGAGCAGCAGGAGCAGGAGGCAGAAGGAGGAGAUACACGCGAGGAGACAGCUGAGGAGACAGCAGCGGCAAGCCAAGAGACAGGGGGCGGAGACACUGCAGAGCGGCAGCCACAGUCAGACGAUGAGGAUAUGCCUCCUCUCUUUUUCGACGUAGAGCCAGAGGCUGAGCAGCAGCAGCAGCAACAGCAGCAGCAGCAGCAGCAGCAGCAGCAGCAGCAGGAGGACGAGGACGACGAUGGGGAGGCGCUGCGAAGGGAGCAUAUGUUUUUUCAGACUCUGCUGCAGCCCCCAGAGCUAGUGCUGUUCCCUGGAGAGACGGAGACAGACGAGGAGACAGGAGAGGAGACAGGGGUGGGGACAGGAGAGGAGACAAAAGAGGAGACAGAAGAAGAUACAGAAGAGGAGAUAGAUGAUGAAGAAAAGCCGCAGACACAAAAAACCUCCAGCGAUGGAUACCCCACAGUCUCCAGCCUAGAGGCAGCAUCGGCGAUGCGAAUGUUUGAGCAGACGGUCAUGUUUGGAGGCACCAUGGAGGUCACUCGUCCCCUCUACUUUGAAAACGGCAUGCUUCUGGACCCCCCCCAAAUGAGGACUUUCCUCGUCACCUGUGAUCCGAAACAGCCCCUGGUACCUACCGAGUCUAUCUUCCCUUAUCAACGAUCCGAGGAAGUUGCCGCCGUGCUAUCUGAGCACGUCACCGACGCUAUCGGUAACCUCAUGUUUCUCAACACCGGAGAAAGGAACCCGAUAAGUUCUAUGACAAUAAAAAAGUUUGGUCGUCUCGAGAUUCAGAUGCUCAACAGCGUACAACACAGCCCCCUAGACGCUCCUGCCCGCUCCUCUUCAGCUCAGCGUCCCUCGGUGCCGGUCAGGGAGGAGGUCACCGUCGCCUCAGAGGUAAGGAGACACGGAGACACCUCAGUAGGAGACACGAAGACACCUCAGCAGGAGACACACGGAGAUACUUGA